Molecule: messenger RNA, 4383 nt
Organism: Endocarpon pusillum Z07020
Lineage: Eukaryota; Fungi; Ascomycota; Eurotiomycetes; Verrucariales; Verrucariaceae
Exons: 7
Coding region: 1-4383 (1460 amino acids)
Biological process (GO): phosphatidylcholine biosynthetic process
Molecular function (GO): S-adenosylmethionine-dependent methyltransferase activity
Source: RefSeq, a predicted model, not a curated record
AUGGAAGCCUUUCCUGAGGACUACAUUGCCCACAAUCUACCUCUGAUCCUGUUGUCGGGCAUCGGCCAUGGCGAACAGGCGGCAUCAUCAGACUCAACAGAGCGCUCUCGCAACCUUCUACAGGAGGGUGGAUUCAGGAUUCGAACCGACGUACCACCUCUGACAGACUCAGCUUCAGAAGAUCUUCUCCAGACAUUUCUAAGAUUUGACUCGACGAACCGUAUCUCUGAGCGCAAGGAUGUAUCAGUAAAGGAUAAACCUGGAGCAUUCAACAUCAAGAGAGUCGGGCGGGCUUAUGCUCUGCCUCCUCGGAAAGCAUCACCUCCACCCCAUGCGCCGAGACUAGGUCCUCUAUCAGACGGUGGCAGCCCCCCACCGCCGCUGGCUCUUCAUUCCACCAUCUCACCAUUGACACCAAGCUCUCCACUCUACCCGGAUGGGAUUUUCACUUCCCUAUGGAUCACAAAACAUCAAAGUCGUCUUCCCGCAGUCUUCAUAACCUUCUUCACUUUGACAGCAGAUCCAAACACAAGCUCCCUUCGUGACAAUCAGAUCAAAACAGAGAUUGCCAACAUUCGAGGCGUCUUCUAUUCCACGAAUUACAAGACAAAGGUGGUGGUGAUAUUGAUUGGAGAAGCCGAUACGGACUCCCCACUUGACCUGGAAGAACGGCUCAGCAGCAUCAGAAAGGCUACCGGCUUUGACUCUAGACACUUGGUCUUCUACCAACCUGAAUCUUCCAGGGAUGCUGUGAUUGAGUUCGUGAAGAGUUUUCUAGCUUCUCUACAGCCGUUUUGUGUGGAAUACUACCGUGAUCUCUCGAAGCAUACAAGGAGAAAGAGAAACAGAACGACAAUCCCGCCUCCAACUAUACCUCCUACGUUGGGAACGUCCCAGACAUUACCAUCACAAGCCUGGAAUGUUCGCUAUGAAUUCAAGCUGGGUGUCUUCGCAGAGUUUAGGCAAGAGAUGGAUGCGGCAUGCCGAAAUUACGAAAGUGCAUAUGAAGGUUUAUUCUCGCAUGAAAUCUUCGAGACGAUCUCAAGUUGGAGCCCGCGGUUCAAUGAAGCGAGACUACUGGCGGACGCGAUCGCUAUACGCAUACUCAGAUGUCUCCUGUGGACUGCACAGCCUACUAGCGCUGCCAGAUUCUGGAUCAAACAUCGCCACAGAGUAAGGAGUUUGGUGGACCGUAGAGGCAAAGGGUCUGGGAACUAUGGAUGGGAAGCAUGGGAGGCUAUUUGGUGCAAAUCUUUCGCUCAAAUACUGGCCAUGACUAGAAAUCUGGAAAUCUCGCCUUCUGGCUCGGUAGAAAGUCAGCAAGUCAAUGCACAAUUCUCCCCCCCUGAAAAGUCGAUACCUAUCGGUGAACGGAUUGCACCAUGGGAAUUGCUGCAUCAUGGUGGUUAUUGGUGGAAUAGGGCGUGGAAGCACGUUCGUAAACGUCGGGCGCUGGCCUCUCAGAUGCCGGAAGAGGAUCGGACAUCACCAGGCCAAUCGCCAGCUUCAGCCAUAGCGAAUAGAUCACAUCUGUACGAGACUUACCUUGCCCUUGAGCCGCAUCUUGAAUAUCCGAUCGACAACAAGAAUGGAUAUGACUACUCACUGGAAGUAUUGAAUAUCAUUCGCUCAUCAAUACACAGCUUCUCUAAACGUCAUCAAGAACGAUUUGUAGAGCAGUUACGCCUCGAAGAGGCUAAGGAAUGUCUAAGAGAGGAACGGUGGGACGAUGCUCUUUUGAUAAUGCGCUCAGUCUGGCCAUGUCUUUCCUGGAGACGAGCCGGCUGGUGGAAUAUGGUCGUCGAGGCAGCUUGGAUCUUAAGGAAAGCUGCCAAGCAGACAGCCGAUGCCGACAGCCUUCUUCGAUUAGAGUGGGAGUCUCGCAACUCAGUCUUUCCAAUCCAUCCUGAGUUGAAGCACAACUUCCACAGUUGCCUUGACGACCUAGAUCCACCAGCUUCAAAGCCGAGCGUGGUCAUCAUAUCUGAAGAUACUCUGUCACCGGUCUGGGCGUCUCUACAUUUUGCAACAGCAGAAGGCAAUGUUGGUGAGUCUUUGAAGACUCAGUUAGUCCUAGUUUCUACUGCACGCCGACCCUCAGGGCCUAUCCAUCUCUCCGAAGUCAAAAUCGUGUUCGAAGGAGGUUUACGGCCAGUCAGAGUGUUGUCGGAUGAUAGCGAGACCCAAACUCAAGCCUCGACAACAGUUGUAGCGGAUAUACGCCUGAGCGAGUCAUCCUCACUGGUGGCCAACUCUGCUGUACAAUCACCAACAAGUGGGCUGGCUUCGCUUUUUGGGAUGGCGAACAUUACAAUUCAACCUGGUGAAAGGAAAGUGUUCAACAUAGUUUGUGUCCCUCGCGAGGCAGGCGACGUCAAGGUGUCAUCCAUUAAUUUACUGUGCGAGACAAGCGCUUUCAGCCUCACCUAUGUCAUCAAUCAGCAGAUCACUUCAGAUGCAAGAUGGUGGUCUGUGCAAGACACGCGACCUUUUUCUCGACAGCUACGUCGUGAGACUGAUGCAAGUACUGUGAGAAUAUUGCCCAAGCCUCCUAAAUUGUGUAUUGAGAUGCCAAAUCUAAGGCGAGCAUAUUACAUGAAUGAGAAAAUUUCUCUGGCCGUCUUAAUUCGGAACGAGGAAGAAGAGACGGCUGAUGUGUCGAUCACAGCUAGAUUACUGAGUCCGUCGCGAAACGAGGCGGUCAUUAGCUGGCAGGGCGAGAGCGAGUCAGGUUCCUCGGGCGCUGUAUUGAAUGAAAAAGAUGCGUCUUCGAGACAUAUUGUGUCGCUUCCCCGCCAUUCAAUUGGCCUUAUACCAAGUGCUGAUAGUCGCGGCUUGACGCUCAACAUGAUGCACACACUGAAUGCAAUGCAACACCAGCUGGAACUGGCAGCCACCUACCAUCUUGUGGAUGACCCGGAGGCUCCACUGACCAGGACUCUCACUGUCGACCUGCCCAUCAGCCGUCCAUUCGAAGCCAACUAUGAGCUCAUGCCACGGUUGGACUCCGCACCAUGGCCGAGCUUCUUCGAUCCAGGAAGUAUAGGCAAAGGUCUCUCCCAGCGGUUCUUGCUCAUCUCAAAGAUUGCUUCUUUUGUCAUAGAGCCGGUGAUUGUUGACACUGCUGUUCUUCGCCUUCAGGAAAUCUUAGGCAAUGCCAUCUGCAAUAUUGAUGAUGAGAAAAGUGUCACUGCAAACCAGAGCUCCGGCCAUGCUCACGAAGCUGACGGGAUCAUCGCGCCAGAGGGGCUAAGAGAAUCCAACUUUGAGUUGGUUGUCCAAGAAAAUGCCCUUGGUGACCCACACAGUGUUGCGCUCAACCUGGAUCUCGUCAUUCGGUGGCGGCGCAGCCCAGAGGAUGACCUUGUCACGACCCCGCUGGAAGUGCCGCGAUAUGUUAUUCCAAUGUCUGAGCCCAGAGUUCUCCUGAGCAAGAGAAGCGAGACCACCAAGAAACAAUCUGGUCUAGUGCACUUACAGUAUACGAUCGAGAACCCUAGCAUGCACUACUUGACAUUCAACUUGACAAUGGAAUCUAGUGAUGAAUUUGCAUUCAGUGGUCCGAAAGCUACCAUUUUUUCACUGGUACCUAUAAGCCGCCGGACUCUAGAUUACCGGAUACUCGCAUACCAUGGAACGAAGUGGGUGCGGGCGACGUCAUACUUCUCACAGCAAAGGCCGUUGUCAAUAAAUUUCCGACAAAGUGACAUCUCAAUCCACUAUAUCUGUGCAGAUCCAUACUUGUAUGCCAUGGACAAGCUCCAAGAUACCAAAGUCCCGUUUGUUAGCGGCGAGAAAACCGGCUUGAUAGAUCUCUCACAGCCUAGCUUGUUCAUAUCUGCGGCUUCGAUCGCUUUCAAUCCGAUCUUUUGGAAUGUCGUUGCCAGACAGGAAUACCACAACCACGUUCUGACCAAGAUCUUUCGUUCUCCCUACUACGGAUGCUACGCCCUUGCUGUGACCAUCUUUGGGCUAGGUGUCUUUAGAGACCAUCUCUAUAAUGAAGCGCUUUCCAAACAACCUAUCUAUCCACCCAUUCAUCAACCCUACAUCGCUUAUGGCCUUCUCGCCGCGGGCAAUCUGCUCGUGCUUUCGAGCAUGUGGGUACUGGGGGUCACAGGCACAUAUCUAGGUGACUACUUUGGGAUCCUGAUGGACGAAAAAGUCGGGGGCUUCCCCUUCAACGUCACGGGAGCACCGAUGUACUGGGGUAGCACUUGCUCUUUCUUGGGGGUUGCCCUGCUACGCGGAAGGGUGGCAGGUCUGUUGCUGACCGCCGAGGUGUUUGUGAUGUACCUCAUUGCCUUGAAAUACGAAGAUCCCUUCACUGAGAAUAUUUACGCGCAGAAGGAUAAAAGGGAAAAGUCGAAGAAGAGGGCAUAA